AUGGGGAGAGAAAGAGGCAGGAUCUAUCAUGUUUAAUCCCUCAGCUCUGUCUGCGCCUUGACAAAGUGAUGCCCUCCAUGCGUACGCUACCUUACGCUUAUUCUGAGGGUGAUAAAUGACAGUAGAGUAGAGAUUUGUUGUGAGACUGGGACAUCACUGAGUACUCCUAAACUUCACUUUGACUCCAUUCUGGUUUGGACGCUGGAGAGACGUUUUUGGGACUCUGGAGUCACCGAUGCACCACUGCAAAUACCCUACAGCACUAGACUAUGAGACCGUCAUGAGACAUGCAUCACUACACAGCAACUACAAGAAAUCAAGAAGUGCAAUAAGUGUGUCUCCAACUGAAGUCAUUUACUCAUCAUGUUCUAACUAAAGAUUCACCUCAUAUUGCAACCUUAAUUACAAGAGGUUUCAGUAACCGUCUCAUUAUUCUCUGGAAAAUUAUCGGCAUACAAACUCAGUCAGCCGAAGCAGGCGAGCAUGGUGGACCGUUACCAGAACAACGUGUACCAUCAAAGUGGCGGUGACAGCUACGGGACGUAUGGAGAAGGUGCUGGAGAUGGUCAUGAUGAAUAUGGUUACCAGGCCGACUACCCUCCCCAGGAAGAGGACGCUGCCAGCGACGCGACUGAAGGUCACGAUGAGGAGGACCAGAUGUAUGAAGGAGAAUAUCAAGGAAUACCACAUCCUGACGAGGUGAAGGCUGCGCAGAGAGCUGCAAGGGCUAAAUCUCGAGCUAGCGGUGCAGUCUCUGAACUGCAGGAGUUAUCGGAACAGUAUGAGGAUAUUAUGGAGGAUUGCGGCCAUGGAAAGUUCCAGUGGACGCUCUUCAUUGUGCUGGGCCUGGCUCUGAUGGCUGAUGGAGUCGAAUGUUUUGUGGUGGCCUUUGUUCUACCCUCCGCAGAGAAGGAUCUAUGCCUGUCAAAUGCAGAGAAAGGGAUGUUGGGUCUGGUUGUCUUCCUCAGUAUGAUGGUGGGAGCAUUCGUGUGGGGAGGCCUGGCGGACAAAGUUGGCCGUCGACGCUGUUUGGUUGUGGCAUUAUCUAUUAACUGCGUCUUUGUCUUCCUGUCCUCGUUUGCACAAAGCUAUGGCUUCUUCCUCUUCUUCAGGCUGCUGUCAGGCAUCGGUGUCGGUGGCACAGUGCCGAUCGUCUACUCGUACUUCUCGGAGUUCCUUCAGAUGGACAAGCGAGGAGAGCAUCUGUCCUGGUUGUGCAUGUUUUGGAUGAUCGGCGGGAUUUAUGCCUCUUUCACUGCCUGGGGAAUCAUUCCCAGAUAUGGUUGGGGGUUCAGUAUGGGCACAGAGUUCCAGUUCCACAGUUGGAGGUUAUUUGUUCUGGUCGCUGCUCUUCCUGCCGUCGCCUCUUUGGUCGGACUCACUUUCAUGCCUGAGAGCCCUCGCUUCCUGCUUGAGAAUGCUAAGCACGAUGAGGCAUGGAUGAUUCUGAAGCAGGUCCACGACACCAACUGGAGGGCUAAAGGACAGCCAGAAAAAGUAUUCACUGUUACACACAUCAAGGCUCCUAAGACAGCAGAGGAUGAGUUAAUCGAGAUUCAAAGUGCAACAGGAACAGCUGUGCAGCGGUGGGCAGUGCGCUCGCUCACGCUCUGUAAACUGGUGCUGAAGAACGUAGCAUCUCUCCUGUCUGCUGAAUUGCGCUAUGCCACUCUCUUCAUGGCCGUUAUCUGGUUCUGCAUGGCCUUCAGUUACUACGGCCUUUCCGUGUGGUUCCCAGACAUGAUCAAGCACCUUCAGUAUGAAGAAUAUCAGUUGAAAGUCAAGGUGUUCCAUAAAGAAAAGGUGGAGAACUUUCACUUCAACUUUUCCUUGGAGAACCAAGUCCAUAAAGAAGGAGAAUACAUCAACGACAAGUUCAUCAAAAUAGAGCUGAAAUCCGUCAAGUUUGAGGACUCAUUGUUUGAAGACUGUCACUUUGAGGACAUCAGGUCCACCGACACUGUGUUUGAGAACUGCACCAUACGCAACACGUUCUUCAUCGAUACAGACCUGAAGGAGAAGUUCAUUGAUUGUAAAAUGGAAAACAACACCUUUGAGCACGACAAACAUGGCUGCCACCUGGACACUGUUGAAGAGAACGACGUCCUCAUUUAUUUGGUCAGCUUCCUGGGCAGUCUGGCUGUGUUGCCUGGCAACAUCAUCUCUGCCCUCUUCAUGGAGAAGAUUGGCAGAGUCAAGAUUAUAGGUGGCUCCAUGCUCAUCUCGGCGGGCUGCACCUUUUUCCUCUUCCUGAGCUUCAGCCAAUCAGCAAUCAUUGCUCUACAGUGUCUCUUCUGUGGCGUCAGUGUGGCUGCGUGGAACGGCAUCGAGGUGGUAACAGUGGAACUCUACCCUGCUUCUAAAAGGGCAACAGCUUUCGGCAUCUUGAACGGUCUCUGCAAGCUGGCUGCAGUUCUUGGCAGCUCCAUCUUUGCCAGUUUUGUUGGUAUCACCAAAGCCAUCCCCAUCCUGUUGUCCUUCACUGCCCUGGUGUGUGGCGGCCUGGUUGCUCUCAAAUUGCCCGACACGCGAGAGAAGAUUCUCCAGUGAGGUCCGUGAAAAGCGGGCGUUCAACAGGCGCGUAAGAGUUUGUGCUUGAUGUUGACGUCUCUGCUGCAGCACUACUGGACUUUUACUGCACUUUUAUUUCCAAAGCAAGAACAGAAACAGCUAACACCUUUAAGUAGUAAAAUGUCAUGUUUGUGAUGUGUUGUUGACAGUCAGGGUCCAUUGGUAGUCGUAAAGAAUAAGGAUGAUGCUCAAAUAAUGUCCGAUGUUGUUACACAUGAUGACAAAAGGAUUUAUUUAUGAUUCCACCUGCUGCUCUGUGUUGAAUGCAUGAUGAAGAUCGACAUCACAACGUUUGUUGGAAAAGUCUCAAAGUUUGUCUCAGUGUAUACAAAAUAUAUUCCUAAUUAUUAUUUGCAAUAUUAACACUUUACAACCAACUUACACUUACAAUUAUUUGUCUUAUUCUUUGAACAAAGUUCUACUUUUUAAAAACAGUGUGUGGUUCUAAUCAAAAUUGAAAUGAAAACUAUCAUAUAUUAAUAGCAAUGGCACUGAUUUGUUAGACAUGACCUUUAUUAUUAAUAAAAUGCAACAACAAUGAUAACGUUCAUAUCUGUCAGAGAGGUACUAAUACAACAAUGUUUAUUUUUUGUAGUUGCUGCAUUAUACUGAAAUAUGUUAUUUGUCAUUCCCUGAUAUUUAGCUAUAAUUCAUCCCAAAAUUAUUUAUUAACAUUUUACACGAAGGUUCCAAGUUCAAAUAAAUAUGGAUAUUUAUUGUUCAACUUUUAGAAGAGUUAAAAAAAGAAAAGAAAAUGUCCAGCAAGAUCGGGGAUAAGACUAAAAUACAAAACAUAAAUACAAUGACAUUGUACUAGACGAGGAAAUUCCUGAAGGAAUUGUGUGUGAAUGCUCCAAUGCUGAAGUUGAACUGAAAUGCUGACAGAAUGUAGUAGGAAUUUAAGAAGAAUUGCGGAAGUUUGAAGAAUGUCCCAUUGAUUUCAAUGGGAAUUUCCCCAAAAUUUGGAACAUUUCGGGAAUUUUUUGAAAAUGGUAAAAAAAAAACUUGAAUGGUCUGAAUAAGUUGAAAUGGUUGGCGUUGGAAUUUUUCAAAUCGAUCGAGAAACGUUGAAGUGGUAACCUGUUGAAUUGAGAAAUGGUUUUACGGAAUUCUUGAAACUUCGGGAAAACCGGGAAUUUUUCUAGCUCAAAAAACAACUUAGUUUUUUGUCCUGAUUAAGAGAAAUGUUUGGACAGUGGAACGGUUGAAAUGCGUUGAAAAAUGUGGAAGGAGUAGUAGCCAGAUAAAAGGGUGGAAAUAGGGCUUUGGAAAACCAGGAAUUCUGGAAAAUCCUGGAAUUUUUUUUGAACUUGGAAAAAUGAUAGUUUGAAUUUCCAAAAUGGGGAAAUGUGUUGAAAGUGGAAUGGUUUUAAUAGGUUGAAAAAUUUGGAAAUGGUUCAAGUUUGAAAAUGGCCAAUUAAUUUUGAAUGGGAAAAAUGUCCCGGAAAACCUGGAAUUCUGGGAAAUCUGGGAAUUUUUCAAGGGAAAUCCCACAAUUCCCGGAUAGGCUGUACGGUUUGAAGUUGGAACGGUUUGAAUCGGGUGAAAAAUGUGGAAUGUAGAGUGCACCAAAAUCUGGAAAAGAAGAAUUAUAAUUAGUUGAAUAAUAAUAAAUAGAUGCAUUUUGGUGUAGAAAACCACAUGCUUUGGAGCAUUCACACAAAUAUAUCAUACAUGCGCUUUACACUGAGAAACCCAUUAUCUACAUUUACAACAGUGUGAGUGACACCGGCAGCAGGGUGGGUCAAGUGUCUUGCACAAGGACACAAUGGCAGUGACCCGGAUGGCAGAAGCUGAGUCCGAACCAGAAACCCCCAAAAUUGCUCUACCAUCUGAGACCAAUAGACCUCAAAUAGACCUUAAACUAAUGUCCACAUAUCAUGUUUAACAAUUUGUCGUGUUAAAGAUACCCAUUCCAAAAAUUACAUUUUGGGCUCGACGGCACACGAAAAACAGCUUUAUGUUCUACACAGCGGCAAACUAUCACCCAGUAAAACAUGUUUUAAAUAAACAUGUCAUACUGGUAAUAAGCAUAUUGUUUAAGUACUACAGUGCCAGUGAAAAGAUGCAAAAUCCAAUCCACUGACAUGUACUGUAAGUGAUUUCCUGCAUGUGACAAUGAAUGACUUCCCGGCUGCUCCUAUACGGUUGAAUUUGGAUCGCGGCUCACAAUGUAAACUAUAACAGAUUAUUUACAAAAUGUCCAACAGUUGUCAUUUGUUGUCUAAAAUUACACACAAGUAUGUCUUUAUUUUGACACAAAUCCCUUUUUUGUAAUUCAGUGACAACACUGAGUACACACUGAGACUACAGUACUGUGUGUGUGUGUUCUUGUAUUUCUACCUUUCUUGAGACAUCAACAAGGAAAAGUACCUUCCAUAUGAGGACCGGUGAACAAGUAAGAACCGAAAUCAUGGUCCCAAUACGGAAAAACAUUGCAUCUAAUAGAGAGCCAAAUACUAGAGUCCGUGAACAUUGCUCCAAAGUCAGGAAUUUUUGUUGAUUUAAUGUGCAUACAAAAGUAAACAGGUGCAAAGGCAACAAUAUAUGAUAAAAAAAGACGACAGCUAAAGAAGGACUUCCCUAUUCAUCCCCGAAAAAACCCGCCAGGUGAACAGCUGAUUUUACGACUUCCAGUGCUGACGUAAGACAACCCGCGUCCCAUAUGUGACCAUAGGAUGAACAAAUACACUACGGUUCUAAGACUAUAGUGGCCAUUAACAGUUGGCUUUUACAGCUGGGUUGCCCAAAGUGCGGCACAGGGGCCAUCUGUGGUCCGUGACUCGUUUGUCAUCGGCCUUAAGCACAUUACAAAAAACAAAAAAUAGAGAAUGUCUCAUUUGCACCCCUGGUGGUGAAAUCUAUCAAAACUAGGGUGGUCCCAAAAAGGAGGGAUUUUUCAAAUUGACUGUGUGCUCCCCCUCUGGUCAACAUAUGAAACAACAAGUGUGUGUGUAAAAAAUCUGAAGUGCUCCCCCUCUGGCCAACAUAUGAAACAAGAAGUGUGUGUGUAAGAAAUCGAAAUGCGCCCCCUUUGGCCAAAAUUAAUAAAAAGAUUUAAUAAAUAAGUAUGUAGAGACAUACAAUAAUAACUUGGAGUAAAUAAUGAAGAUUAAAAAUAAAUUACAAACAAAAAAAUCCAAGAACAAAAAAUUUUACUUAAAGCGUACAUAUUAUUAAUGUUGUAAAUGCAAAUCUUUAUAUAUCUAGAAAGGGAGGUAGGCAUUUUUCGGAGGUCUCAAGAAGGUAACAAAUACAAGAGUGUGUUUGUGUGUGUGUGUGUGUGUGUGUUUGUGUGUGUGUGUGUGUGUGUGUAGACGAGGCAGUCCUGGUUGUUACUGUUCUUGUACAGUGUUGACAUGUACGAUUAGACUGCUUAUGGACAAAGUGUUGCGAUGGGCUGUGUAAGUGACUAACUGCAUGUUUGUCUAAUGUUUUCUCUUGGCGUGUUUAUGUCUGUCAACAUGUGCAAGUUCCAAACUGUCCUCUUCAGUCAACUGUAGAUUGUCGACCACUAUCAUCCAUUUUCUCUGCAUGUGACACACAUCUGAUACUGUGUGAGAAGCUCCGUGGCACUUCUCCAGACUUAGAUCUACGUACAUGCUGACAAACAAAAUGAUACAUUACGCUAUGACAAUAACUAAUAAUAAUAAUAAUAAUACCUGGGAUUUAUAUAGCGCUUUUCUAAGUACCCAAAGUCGCUUUACAUGUUAAAAACCCAUCAUUCAUUCACACCUGGUGGUAGUAAACUACUUUCGUAGCCACAGCUGCCCUGGGGUAGACUGACGGAAGCGUGGCUGCCAAUUUGCACCUACGGCCCCUCCAACCACCACCUGUCAUUCAUUCAACAUUCAUUCGGGGGCAAGGGUGAAGUGUCCUGCCCAAGGACACAACGGCAUGGUAAGAGGCGGGGAGCGAACCUGCAACCCUCAGGUUUCUGACACGGGCGCUCUACCCACUACGCCAUGCCGCCCCAUAAUAAUAAUAACUCCUCCUAUACAACUCGGCUUGUGUUCAAUGAACAGAACAGUGGUGAAGAGGGAUAGGUACCGAAUUCAGUACUUUUUUUUUAUAGGUAUUGACCAAAGUCCGUUAGUACUACCAGGUCACCUGUCAGGUGAAAUCAAACGGUGCCAUAUUUCGAUACUUUUGUCGCAUGUGACGUCAUGUCCAUUUGCAGAAAAAGGCGCUGAAAAGUACAAGAAGGCUCCAAUUUUCAAAACGUGCUAGCUCAAUGUUAAUUUGCUAUAAACAUGCUACAGAUUAGCAUUAGCGAUUUUAUAUGGUUAUUUCAAAACCUCCAAAUUUGGUAAUGAAAACUACACCUGAGAUGCACGUUACAAUCAAACAGUACAAUACAACACUUACAGUUUAAACACUUUGUAAGACUCAGCCAAAGAAAAGACUGGUACAUUCAGCGUAAUGGCAAAGUAGUCUAUACACCAGGGGUGUCAAACUCAUUUUAGAUGGAGGCCACAUGGAGAAAAAUCUACUCCCAAGUUGGACGGACUGGUAAAAUCACAGCACGAUAACUUAAAAAUAAAGACAACUUCACAUUGUUUUCUUUGUUUAAAAUAGAACAAGCACAUUCUGAAAUUGUCCAACUCAUGUUGUUUUUUUUUACUCUUACAUAUUGCGGUUAAUAGUAUUCUAUCUUUAUUUGACGUUAUUUAUAGUUUCUGAAUACAUUAUUUGAUAAUGUUCAUCAGUCAACUCAUUGGUGUUCAUUUUCAAUCCAUCAAGAUAAAAAAAUAAUAUUUAAAAAUCUAAUUACGGGAUGUUAUUUAUGUAGUUUGCUCAUUUUCCUCGACUGGUGCACUAACAUGUGGUUUAUUUGUUUUACAUAUGUAGCAUCAUCUACAAAUACCGUAUUUCCUUGAAUAGCCGCAGGGGCGUUAAUUAAUUUAAAACCUCCUGUCACACCUGCGUUUACCGGAAACCGGCGGGAUGGCCGUGCAUGCGGUAAUUAUUUUAAAACCUCUUCUCACUCCGGCGUUUACCAAAAGGAAUCCAUAAAAUUUAGGCGUGCGCUUUGAGUGUGAUGUAAGCAUACCAUCAUGAAAAGCACAUUUAAUUAAAAAAAAUGUUAUUAUGGUCUUACCUGUACUUAUAAAUGGAGUCCAUUUGCAGCUCCUUCUGACCAAAAGCAUCGAUAACUUGUUUAUAGAAGUCUUCCUUAUUUUCUUUCUUCAGUUUUAAAAGUCUCUGUCUCGAUGGAGAUAUUCCUUUAAUUAUUACCUCCUGCUUCGAUUGAAAGUCCAGUUUAGAAAACUGUUUUAUUUUAGAUACCUGUAUGUAAUCCUCCUUGUUAAAAGGAAGAAAAAAAAAUCUCUGGCUGCGUGUGUUCACUUCUUCUGCAGUACCGGAAGUCGCAAGAAGGAUCACUAGCGCGGCAGCGCCCUCUACCACCAGGAGGCGGGAGUCAUUUAAUGACUUAUACAGUAUUUCACACACGCAGCUACGGUAUAUUAAUAAAACAUAGCUGCUUACUGUUCUCUUUAGCAUACUGUACCGGUAUUCAAUAGCUUGGACCUUAAAUCCUACUGAAAAGCUCUGUAUCUUUUUUCCUUUGUGCGAUUGUAAACUACUGAAAGCAGCUUCCUCCAUUUUGAAAAUGAGGACAGAUGCGUCACUCGUGACGUAACGAAUUUGACCCGGUGGAAGUUCUCGCCAUAUGCUAAAUAUUUUGCGAAACGAGUUUGACCCGGCGAAAAUUAUAGACAUGCGAUAAUAAAAUUAAUAUUUUGCGAAACGAAUUUGAUCCAGCUUCAAUAAUAAACCGGCGAUAAGGCCAAGCAUGCGUUAAUUAUUUUGAGAAACGAGUUUGACCCGGCAGUAAUUCUAGACGUGCAAAUACUAUAUUCCCUGCGCCAAUUCAAGGAAAUACGGUAUACAAAGAAUUUCUAUUAUGACAUCUAGUGGACACAUGUAGAACAGCAGUUUCUUUCAUUCAAAAAUUUCGCCUCAUUUUUAGACUUAGCAAACUCAUCCCGCGGGCUGUUUAAAACCUGUUUGCGGGCCUGAUUCGUCCCACAGGCUGUAUGUUUGACACCCCUGCUAUACACUACUGCUAUCUAACAUCUUGGAAUUGCAACUGCAUGCAAAGACUACUCUUAUAUAGUGCAGUACAGUACUUUUAAAAAAGUACACAAAAAAGUGUGAGAAAACAAGAUCACUGGACAGCACAGCUCACUGUUAAAUGUUAAAUAACUUAUUUUUUUUUUUACGCUUAGCAUUUAUUAACACAUUUAAACAGGCAAAAUAACAUUAUUAGCGUUGAGUACUGGUAUUUAUUCCCAUGCACCUGACAUGUGAAAGGUACCCAUCCCUGUAUGCAACAUCAUGACAUCACUGCUGAGUAAAACGGGCCUCUGACAAUAGCUGGCGCACUUGGAAACAAAUAAAAGGUUUUUGUUGCAGUCCAUCAAAACGCAAGCAUAUGAUACUUGCUUUAAAUCUGAAUCUAUGUAGCAAUGAAAGUCCAACUUCUUGAUAACCAAAAAAAAUCCAUAUUUUAGAAGUGUUUUUUUUUUUUUACUGCAACAUUGCCAAUAUUUUCAUAUUUUAUAAUGUGGUGCCAUCUGCAGAUGCUUAUGACAACAAAGGGAAAAUAACUCACCAAUGGGUUUUAAUAUAUUUGAGUUUGCCCGUGUCUUUAUUUGUGUGUGAAACCAGUGAAAGCAGAAGCCACAUUUGUUCUUUGUGAUCGUUGUUCUUUACGACAGGAGCUUUGAUUUGAAUCAUAUUUAUUAUUAUUACAUGUGUUUGUUUGUGGCAAUGACAAAUCAGACCAUUAAAGCAAAAUUGUCAGUG
Messenger RNA from Entelurus aequoreus (snake pipefish), 9384 nucleotides. Its product is annotated as synaptic vesicle glycoprotein 2B-like. Gene Ontology annotation, biological process: chemical synaptic transmission; transmembrane transport. Gene Ontology annotation, cellular component: membrane. Gene Ontology annotation, molecular function: transmembrane transporter activity. The record is from RefSeq and is a predicted model, not a curated record. Lineage: Eukaryota; Metazoa; Chordata; Actinopteri; Syngnathiformes; Syngnathidae. The transcript is spliced from 15 exons. The coding region runs from base 484 to 2550 and encodes 688 amino acids.